CUGUAUAUCAAUGAAAUGAGUCGACAAUUAAACGGCGAUUUUCUCAUCAAUUAUUUGCCAUUGAAUUGCAGAAAAUCAUAAUAUGUUAUGAAUUCAAGUGUCAUAACCAACAGUAAGGCCACAGAAAUCGUUGUGAAUCUGACGACACCAGCGACUGGUGUGUCGGUGAGCACCGGGUCAUCGGUGGUCGAGACAAUGGCCGCCAGUCUGCCCAAACUGGCCGACAAUAUCACAGCACUGGUAGAGCAUCCCGGGAUCUUCUUGCAGUCCACGUCCGCUAAAGUCAUUUCCGGAGCUUUCGUAUGGAUCGCACUUUUCAUUGCGUGCCAUCAGAUCUACCAACACUUGCGCUUCUAUUCGAUGCCAUCGGAGCAGAGA
Messenger RNA from Oppiella nova, 378 nucleotides. Lineage: Eukaryota; Metazoa; Arthropoda; Arachnida; Sarcoptiformes; Oppiidae. The record is from the annotation of a GenBank genome assembly.